AUGGACAGCUCCACCGGCUUGUUCGACCAAUCUAUCACCGAGACGGUCAUAGAUUAUGCCGACUUCCAAGCCGCAAGGAACAGUAAAUGGUGGCGUGUCGAUGGUGGUAUGCAGAGAGUGGCCGAAGCCAUGCAAAGCCACUUACUCUCGACUGACUGGCCCCAGCCUGGCUCAGCGGCAGUCAGGGUAACGACCCAGUCUCCCGUGGCAGCUAUGUCGCAUGACAAACAGGCGAAGAAGAUGAACGUUACUGUCGCAGGUAAGCCACCUGUCGCCUACGACAUGGUCUUCAACACCACGGCCAUGGGCCCCUUGCAACGAAUGGAUCUUUCCGGUCUGGAGCUCCCCGACAAAAUCCUGACAGGCAUUCGAUCUUUGAGCUACGAUCGAGCCACCAAAGUCGUCAUCCGCUUCACGAAACCAUGGUGGCAUGCGGCCCCUCCACCAGAAAUCUACGGCGGCGUCUCCCAAACCGAUCUCCCCAUCAGCAACGUCAUCUACCCUUCGUGGAACGACGGGCCCGACAAACCGGCCGUGCUGAUGGUUUCGUACGCGUGGGCCCAGGACGCGACGCGCCUGGCGUCGCUGGUGCCGGAUUACACGGUCGUGCCGCCCAAGAAGGACGAGCCCAUCGUCACCCUCUGCCUGCAGAACCUGGCGAUGCUGUGGAAGGGUCGCAUCCCCUCGCAGAACCUCUUCAAGGACCUCUCGGACAUGUACAUGACGCAUCACGCCUGGGCGUGGGAGAACGACCCGUACACCGGCGGGGCCUUUGCGCUGUUCGGGCCCGGCCAGUUCAAGAACGUCUACCCGGACUUCCUCUGGCUGCAAUGUGAGGGGCGCUUUGCCAUGUGCGGCGAGGCCCUCAGCGCGCAUCACGCGUGGAUCGCCGGCGCCUUUGACAGCGCGUACCUCAACAUGUACCUGUUUCUGGCGGCCAAUCGCCGGAUCAAAGACAUCGACAAGCUUUACCGUUCCGAGUGGUUCGGGGCCGGCAAGGACGCACACUCGGAAGAAAUGGACGAGGUCUUGAUGAAGCACAUUGUCGCUCUGCAGUUUCCGAAUCAGCAGGACGGUGAGAGUAACAGUACUGCAGGCCAAGCUACGAGUAGCCGAGGGAACCAGCAAAUUCCGAUCAGGGAGCAUGUCGGGUGA
Molecule: messenger RNA, 1155 nt
Organism: Cladophialophora yegresii CBS 114405
Lineage: Eukaryota; Fungi; Ascomycota; Eurotiomycetes; Chaetothyriales; Herpotrichiellaceae
Exons: 1
Coding region: 1-1155 (384 amino acids)
Molecular function (GO): oxidoreductase activity
Source: RefSeq, a predicted model, not a curated record